AUGGCCAAGAAAGGAAAGCAGCCACAGAGGGCCCCAAUGGCACACAAGGCUCCCCCGCCAGAGGCGGACAAUCCCAGGGUGAGAUGCUGGAACUGCAGGGAAUUUGGGCACAAGGCAAGCAGCCACAGGUGUCCACUGAAGCAGAGGAAUAGGGCCCUAGCCCCCCAGGCUAUGGGCUCCAAUAAGAUGAAGGAGAACCUGAAACCACGGAAUCUCCGGGUCCAGCAGAACCCAGGAAGCAUUAAUAGGCCUCCUAGGGAGACUGAGCAGAGAGCAUGGCAUGAAGAACAGAGACAAGCUUCUUGCAGGAGACUUCCCUGGAGGCCCACAAGCAAAUCCCAGCAAAAUGGGAAGGAAGAGACAGAAUCCUGUGCCUAUGUGAGGGAUCCACACACGAAAAGACCUGAGCACAACACUAAGAGGAAAUAUGAUGGAGACCCUGAUCUCACCACUUGCUCACCAAAAAAAAAAUGUGUCAUGACAUCCACAGCAUCUCCCAUCAAAGGUGUUGAGAGAAGCACCUGCUUACCUGCUGGAUCAAAGAAUGGACAGGAAGGGCCUGCCAUGGACUCCCCUCACACAGAAGGCACACACGUUGUCCAGGAUCCCACCCAUGGUGUCCAUGAGAAGGAUGACAGACCCCAACCUGCGUUCAGCACCCAGGGCCUGAACCAAACCCUCAUCCACCAGCCACAGGCCAAGUUCCCUGAUGGGAACUCACCCAGCAACCAACAUGCUGCUGCACACAGUGUGGGCCAGGACUCUCAUCUCAUCCUCAAGGUGCUUGGCAAGAGAUCUGCCCAGACCUCCAUCCAGACCUGCCAGAAGCCCACAAAGAAACCCAGACUCAGCCCCUGCCUGAAGAGCACACAGAAUCCUGACACCCAGCCUCUGCUCCAGGGCACUCUCCUCAAGACUCUCCAGCCCUGCCACAUGCCCCACUUCUCACCAAUUCCUGGGGUUCCAGGCCAGCCCUUAGACAAAGGACCGUGGAGCUCCAUGCCCAUGACACCUCCUUCCCACCGUCCUGCUGAGAAGCUCACUACUCCUGCUCAGAUCCCUCCCACCACUGAGAAGUCAGAGGAAGCCUGUCCCUGUGUCCCUUUGAGUGUCCUCCUUGAGGCCUUAAAGCUUUCCUCUUCCUCUGAAAAAGGUGAUGGCCAGUGA
Molecule: messenger RNA, 1167 nt
Organism: Pipistrellus nathusii (Nathusius's pipistrelle)
Lineage: Eukaryota; Metazoa; Chordata; Mammalia; Chiroptera; Vespertilionidae
Source: the annotation of a GenBank genome assembly